AAGCAGAAACAUUCACCCUCUCAAGGUGGUACGCCUCAACUGUUUCACGUUUCAAGAGCCAUCAAUAUCUGGACGCUUGAAGCCCACAGAGAUCUUUGAAGGAGCAGACACUAUCUUCAUUAGGAUCAAACGCAAAACAAAAAGACUAAUCCAAUGAAUCUACAUGUGGACUUCAUUGCUUUCUAUUUGCUCAGGUCAGCCAGAUGAACACACACAUAACAGCCCACAAAGCCAAGGUAAGGCAUCUGUGCUUCUUCCUUAUCCUGGGCUUUCACUUGGUGUAUGCUGGUGUGCCAGGCCCAUGUAAGCACUCUGUCACCCAGGACCAUCUCUUGAAUUUAAGACGUCUGAUGAAGAACCAAUUGCAAAAUGGUUGUUCAAUAACCUACACCUUCACUGAGCAACAGAACCUGAGUGUUGUGUGUUAUGUUAAAGCAGCGUUCCCUCACAUACUGGAGCUACUCAACACCCAGUUCAGAUAUGCUAAGGACUCGGACAAUUACCGUUAUACUAAUUCACUGAAGAACUUGAUCUACAACAUUUACUCCCAGCGAUGCAUCCCUCCAAUCAAUGAGGAGAUUGAGGAUAGCCCAAAGAGGUUCACAAGAACCCUUAUGACUGUGCCCAGGGCAGCUUUGGAGAAAGUUGAGGAAGUGAUUCGCAUGUUUAUGGGUCUGAUGAUUCAGAGCAACAAGCCUGUGGACUGGAACUGUGUGGAGGAGUACACAGAAGAUUACCCAGAAUCCACCACUGAACCUCUCAGCCAAACAGCAGGUGUUUCCGAUUGCCCCUGUAUUUGUCCAGCUGUGAGUGUUAGAUCAACUAAGUCAUCUGCAUCCACAAGCCAUUGGAAUAUUUACCCGGAAUCUACUCAAUCCCCACAAAGAUCAUCCUUUUCACUUGUGGAAACCUUGAAGGCUGGUAAUGAAAGAACUAAACAAUCCAUAUCUGCUGUCCCUGUAACCAAACACCAAACACUAAAUCUAGGAACACCUGCCACAUGGAGAUCAACACAAGGACAUUCAUCCAACUCCCUCUUUGGUAGCACUCCAGCUUUUCAUGAAGGAGCUCCGAAUUCAGAAACAGACCAUGUCCCAUCAGCAGAUCCUUUCCCUUCAUUUACUCAUUUUCAGGAAGUAUUUCCAAACAGAACUGACUCAAGUGUUGAAACAACCACCUCUGGCCCCUAUCAAAAAAGCACAAGCGAUAACACGCAAGGCGAUGUGGAGAAGAGCACGCCGCUUUCACUUGCCAAAAGGUCUUUAGAUUCCAAAAGCCAUCAAGGACCAUCCAGUUCCUAUGUAAAAUCAUCACAGAACUCAGUUACUACAACAUCUCAACCAGCAUACAAAGAUAUAAAGAGCACAGAGAUCAAAAACAAGCCUUUCGAAAUGCUUCAACGGAGUAAACACAUUGCACCAGUCACAAGCACAGCUCUGUCUUCUUUGAAAGCAGCUGCGCAUUCAUCAGACGGCCUGAGUGCCCUUGUUGAACAGCCAGGUCAUUUCCACAGCCCUCCUGAAAAUUUCCAAACACACACCCAAAGUCCGGUGAGGGUGCCAAGGAAUUUCAUGAGAACCAUCCAUGAGGCGAAGCUCAGAAAAGACAGCAGAUCCCAGGAGGAUAGGCAGGAGAUGAAGAACCAAACCCAUCCAGACCGAGAAACACAGGAGAACCCUGCCACAGAACAAUCCAGCAGUACAAUCAUCUCUUUUGGCACUGUGCUCAUUAUUACAUUAGCGUGUGGUGGACUUCUGCUCAUAACUGUCCUGUUUUACAGACAGCAAAAAGUAAGUGUCUCACAGGUCAUUCUUGCUCUGCUGAGAAGACCCACUUAGAAUGGCAUAGGUCAGUGCUGGUCUGGAGAGAAACAUGCUGUGCCCAGUAGCCGAAACAUAUGCUUGUUACUCUCUCUGGUGGUCUUUUCAGCAGGGUGUCCCAAGUGAUCUCGUUCAAACAGAAAAAUCAACAUUCUUUGAUGUUUCCAAUGUGAGUUAGAGUUCAUUAUUUAUUCCAAACAAACAAUAAAUUGGGAGACAAAAUACCAGCAGGUUGCUUUUUCUCAUUCUGUAUAUGGAAUUAUAAUACAUUUUUAAAAACUAGAACAGGAAAGACUUGAUCUGGCACAUGGUCCAUUGGAAAAUCUGAAAAUAUUUUAAGCAUUCUCACACAAACUAGAUUUGACACAUUCAUCUUCUCUUUGUACAUUUUGACUUGGCAAAAUGACCAUGAAAUGUUGAAUGGAAAAUAUCAAUAAUUCUUAAAAAAAAGAGAAGAGAGUUCAUUUUUCUUUCAUGCCAGUUUAAGAUUGUACUCAUAUUCAAACAGAAAUAUAUAUGGAGUGUAAAUAAAUAAAUGAAUAUAUACUGUAUAUACAGGGCAGGUGGAAUGUAGCCACAUUCUAGUGUUGUCUUUAUGUCAGAAGCACAUAACUAAUCUAAUGUUUUGCUUGGCUCAUAUUGUUAAAAGGAAUCUAAUAACAAUGUAUUUUGUUCAGUACCAAUAAAUGAGUAAAACAGAUGGGUGCUCUGUGGAACACCGGAGCACAGUCAAAAUGAACAAUAUCAUUAAAACUAUUCAUUUUCAAUAAAACAAUCUUGUGUUAGUUGGUUAGUUUAUUUCAGGUUAAUUGUUGUUUUUUUUUCAUUUCACAUCUCUGUCUUGACUCAGAUGUGUGUUUUUUUAUUGCUUUCGUGUCACAUGCUGCUUCUCUAUCCUCUAACAUGUGACUUUAAUAAAAUAAUAAAUGUCAGGGCAGAAGUAUGUGCAAAGAAUUAGUUUGGGAAAAAAAGAAAAGAAAAGAAAAAUACUGUUGUUAUUUACACACCCUCGUGUUUCUAAAUCAUAUUCCAUUGUAAGGACCUGUUAAAUAAUGGUUUCAUGGUGCUUUUGCUUCCACAUGUGGCCUAAUUUUGUGAAAAAGGGCAACUGAGACAAGAUUUCCUUUUGUGCUUCACAGAAAAAAACAAAGUCUUAUGGGUUUUGAACAAUGUGAGGUUGAGUAAAUGAAGACAAACUUGAAUUUUUGGGUUACUUUUAGGCAUGAAAGCAUUUAAAUGAUGUGUCAUGCUGGAAAUGAAAACUGUAAAGGACACUCACUUGCUAUUUUAGGUUUUUACGUGACCAAUAGCGUGUAUGUCAGUGAGAUAUCAGUU
Carassius gibelio (silver crucian carp) is the source of this 3155-nucleotide messenger RNA. RefSeq lists its product as uncharacterized. Gene Ontology annotation, cellular component: membrane. The transcript has 7 exons. The coding region runs from base 204 to 1838 and encodes 544 amino acids. Lineage: Eukaryota; Metazoa; Chordata; Actinopteri; Cypriniformes; Cyprinidae. The record is from RefSeq and is a predicted model, not a curated record. Gene Ontology annotation, molecular function: cytokine activity; growth factor activity.